Acipenser ruthenus (sterlet) is the source of this 1637-nucleotide messenger RNA. RefSeq names its product E3 ubiquitin-protein ligase RNF113A-like. Gene Ontology annotation, biological process: snoRNA splicing. The transcript is spliced from 10 exons. The record is from RefSeq and is a predicted model, not a curated record. Gene Ontology annotation, molecular function: metal ion binding. NCBI's taxonomy places the organism in Eukaryota, Metazoa, Chordata, Actinopteri, Acipenseriformes, Acipenseridae. Bases 80 to 1063 code for a protein of 327 amino acids. Gene Ontology annotation, cellular component: U2-type spliceosomal complex.
UUUAUAAUUACACGUACGAAGCGUACGAAUCUGUGACUGGACUUGUUUUAUAGUUCGUUGUUUGUUAUUUAAAAAAAAAAUGGCUGAAAACGAAGAGUCCAAAUCCACCUGCACUUUUCUUUUUAAAAAAACGAACAAAAAAUUCACAGCUCGUAAACGGAAAGCAAGCGACAGCGACGCGGACAGCGACGAGGAGAAGAAUGCCGUGAAGCGGAAGGAGAGGAAGGCUGGGCCGGCUAAUCCCAUGAUCCAGAGGACGAAGAAGGUGGAAAAGGAGAAGGUGUCUUCCAGCGACAGCGGCGGAGAACAAGAGAAGUCGAAUAAAAUCACCAUCGAGUACAAAUCCACCAGAUCUGCUAAAGCGGAGGGUCCCGAGGACAUGGGCGCCACGGCCGUGUACCAGCUGGACACGGAGAAGGACAAGGACGCGCAGGCCAUCUUCGAGCGCAGCCAGAGAGUGCAGGAGGAGAUAACGGGGAAGGACGAUGAUAAAAUCUACCGUGGGCUCAAUAACUACCAGAAGUUUAUCAAACCCAAGGACACAUCGAUGGGGAACGCCUCCUCUGGGAUGGUCAGGAAAGGUCCAAUUCGAGCCCCUGACCACUUGAGGGCGACAGUGAGGUGGGACUACCAGCCUGACAUCUGCAAGGACUACAAGGAGACCGGCUUCUGUGGCUUUGGAGACAGCUGCAAGUUCCUGCACGACCGCUCCGACUACAAGCAUGGCUGGCAGAUCGAGAGGGAGCUGGACGAGGGCCGCUACGGGGCCAACGACGAUGAGAACUACGAGGUGAGCAGCGAUGAAGAGGACCUGCCCUUCAAGUGCUUCAUCUGCAGGGAGUCCUUCAAAAACCCUGUCAUCACCAAGUGUCGGCACUAUUUCUGUGAGAGCUGUGCGCUGCAGCAUUACCACAAAUCCCAGCGAUGCUACGUGUGCAACGAGCAGACCAAUGGCGUCUUCAAUCCCGCUAAAGAGCUGAUCACCAAGAUGCAAAAGCUACAGGCUGAGAGCUGUGAGCAGUCAGACAGCGGCGAGCAGCAGGAGCACGGGGAGGACCUGUAACCCUCUCCGGAAUUUCCUUUAUUCCUUUUUAAUGGUCACUGCCUUUUUGAAUGUGUAACGUGCAUCUAUAAGCGGGAAAUGCAACUUUUUUCUUUUGAUUAAAAGUUAGUCAUGUUUUCCUGAGUAUGAAAUAAAAAGAGAGGGCACAGGGAUUAGUCUGAUAUUAUUUACAGAAAGAUACCACCAGGCAUAAUCCUCUCUGUAUCUAAAGAGGUGCCCUACAUGUGCUGAAUGAUGGCAUCAUCAGACUGUGUUGAACCAGUAAAGGAUGUAUAAUGCAUUGCUGUUUAUGAUGCAUUAACGGAAAAGAAACGAAAAAACUGCAUUCAGUGGAGCCGUCUUGAUCCUUCCAGUUUAAGUAAUAGAAACGAUAUUGGCUGGAAUCACAGUCGCAGUCUGCUCAAGGUGCCCUCACAGGUGAGCACAUCGGUGAGAUCUCACCUGUAAUCAGAGAGGGACGAACAAGCAGCAAUUCAAUUCAACAGGGCGCUUUUACAAGCAGCUGCCAAUCCUUAGCUUUCAAUAGAUGUGGUGUUUUUCUUUUUUUUUAUGCAAUAAAAUUGUAUGGUUGUUA